AUGGCCAAAGUCCGCCGGAACAGCGCCAUCACCGCGGCCGUCUGCUACUUCAUCGCCAUCAUCUUCCUCAUCCUCGUCAUCAUCGGCAACACCUCCAUCAAGCCCGUUCUGACGGACAUUUACUUCUUCAAACUCGAUGUCUCCGACAUCAUCCCGCUCUCCUCGGCCAACGCCGUCCUCCUCAACUCCGUAGCCCGCAGCCUGGGACUCCACGACUUUUACCAAGUCGGUCUCUGGAACUUUUGCGAAGGCUACAACGAUGAGGGCGUCACCUUCUGCUCAACCCCCCAGCGCAUGUGGUGGUUCAACCCCAUCGAGAUCCUCACCAACGAGCUCCUCGCCGGCGCCACCAUCGCCCUCCCCUCCGAGGUCAGCACCAUCCUCAACAUCCUCCGCAUCGGCCAGCAGGUCAUGUUCGGCCUCUUCAUCUCCGGCAUCUCCCUCGCCGCCGCCCUCCUCAUCGUCACCCCGCUCGUCAUGCGCUCGCGCUGGUGGAGCCUGCCCAUCGCCAUCUUCGCCGGCAUCACGGGUCUCCUCGUCACCGUCGCCUCCAUCAUCGGCACCGUCAUGAGCGUCGGCGCCAAGAUCGCCCUCACCCAGCAGUCCGAGCUCAACAUCAACGCCGUCCUCGGCGUGCGCAUGUUCGUCUUCAUGUGGCUCGCCAGCGCCCUCGUCGACCUCGCCGCCAUCCUCCACAUGGCCAUGGGCUGCUGCUGCUCGCCUAGGAAAGAGAGGGAGGCUGCCGCCGCCGCCGCUGCUGCUGCCGGCGGGGCGAGCACUACGCCGGAGAAGACGACCAACACGACUGAGAGCGGCGAGAAGCCGUCGAGGCUGCCGGCUUUUAUGAGAAAGCGCAGCCCGAGGUCGUCGACGUCGUAG
Colletotrichum tamarilloi is the source of this 879-nucleotide messenger RNA. Its product is annotated as SUR7 protein. Lineage: Eukaryota; Fungi; Ascomycota; Sordariomycetes; Glomerellales; Glomerellaceae. Gene Ontology annotation, biological process: fungal-type cell wall organization. Gene Ontology annotation, cellular component: cell cortex of cell tip; plasma membrane. The record is from RefSeq and is a predicted model, not a curated record. The transcript is spliced from 2 exons. Bases 1 to 879 code for a protein of 292 amino acids.